Messenger RNA from Anopheles merus, 8984 nucleotides. RefSeq lists its product as uncharacterized. NCBI's taxonomy places the organism in Eukaryota, Metazoa, Arthropoda, Insecta, Diptera, Culicidae. Gene Ontology annotation, molecular function: protein binding; zinc ion binding. The transcript is spliced from 5 exons. The record is from RefSeq and is a predicted model, not a curated record. The coding region runs from base 2116 to 7020 and encodes 1634 amino acids.
UAGCAUCUAGCGAUUGCAAGAAGAAAGUGUCCGCGUUGCGCUGCCUCUUCUUCAGUGCGUAGAUGGGCGUAGAAAAAAGGGUCCAAAGUGAACUUCAACUUGCUGGCGCGCAGAACUAGAUCGCCCCGUAAAUGGUAGUGCAGUGAUCGAACCAAAGGGAUCCAAGUGUUAAUGAGGCAGCUGCAAACGCGGUACCGUGGACGAGCAGUGUGGUUCGGUGGGGAGCGGAAGGCUGCAACCGACCUGCUGUUCGGAGGCGCAGAGGAGAAAGCUACGAACGCUACCACCACGACGAUCCAGCAGCUGGUGUGAGGUAGGAGGCUUCAGCGCCGCUAAGGCCUGCGAGACAUCUGGCAGGUACGGGAAGUUUCUUUCCCGCCCCUCCGUUGUGUCCUCGGUUGUGCUCGGUGGUUCAUCAUCCCACCCUGCUUUGCACAUACCACGGUUGGUGGAGCAAACGGAAGAGUCAUCGUCAAACGGGGCACAUACACACGCACACACACUCAGCCCCGUCGCGGAAACGGUGCCACGACGGGACCCCGAAAAAAGCUACAACGCAUUAUUUUACGUCGCAUGUCGCGCGCGGUUCACCUUCGCGCACUGGUGCCGCCGCGGGCCUCGUCACAAUCGUGAUCCGUGCUUUACCCCUCUCCCCGAAGCCCCACCCUCCUUCGCCUUGGACGAUUCCCGUUUUGACCCGUAGCAUUGGCGUGCCUGUGUUGCUGCGUGUAUGAGUGUGUGCAUGUGUGUCGAUUCAUCGUCGUCGUCGUCGUUGCUGCUUUUGGCGACGUUUACGUACACCGCCUCUUACUCAUCGGUGGUGCUGCUCGAUACAACGCACACUGGUGCAGCAGUAGUGUGCGCUCCACACACAACCGCGCACAUACACACCGUUGCACCAAGGUGACGUGCAUCCGUGUACGAUCCUCGUGCAGUGUGCAGUGGUGUGUGUUAUCGCGCAGCCAACUGUCAGUGGCGCCGCGCUGUGUGUGCGUGUGUGUGGGAAGAGUGCGAGCGCGCUCACGGGCGCAAACGGCCACCCUUAGAAGGAGGAGCGAGACAGCGCGAUCGAGUGUGACAGAAAAACAAAAAUAAUACCAUGGGCGCAGCAGGGCGGCGAUGACGGCAGGAAGCUUCCGUUUUCGGUCUACGCGGAGGUGUUUACACGGCCAGUUGCCUAGGUUCUUAAAUUAAAUAGAUUUUCUCGUUCGCCAUUAUUUUCCGCGUUUGGCCGCGCGCGCUGUGUGCUCCGUGCGGAGGUUGUGUUGAGAAUGAGUGAAUGAUUUUUCCCCUUACUAAACAUCGCAAGUUUAGCCUUCCCGUACGUCUUACCGCGAGAUUAAGCAACACACACAGCACAGCACAAAACUCGAACGAGAAGAAUCCGGCCUGUGGUGCAGGCAGGUGCUGACUUAGGCGUGAUAAAGUGAACCCCGUCAAGCUGGUGUGAAGUGAUAAUAAUUGGAAGCAGUCCAGUGUGGUCGCGUGUUAAUAAUAUUGGUUGGAUACGGAGAACACGAACACACACACACACAUACAUCUACACCCGCAUACACAUCAUUCCGUGGCACUGCAGCAGGCCGAGACGCGUACGGCCCCAGUGGAUGUGAUAAAGAAGGCACAUGCAAGAGGCAUAUGGCCAGUGGCUUGAAACAGCAACCGUGUCAUCAUCACUCGCUAUUGUGACCUGCUCGCCGUCUGUGUGCGGGUUGUUAGCCGAUUUCGCUCCCCGUCAGGUCGUCUCUCGUGGAUAACUUUGUUUGCGCAGGUUGCUGAAACGGAUAUUUAUCGGGUCUGUGUUGUCUGAUUAACGCUGCAAUAUUGUGAUCCAAGUGUGCUAGACGUAGUUCGAUGUUUGUGUGUGUAUGUGCAGUGUGGCAGCAUAUUUUGCCUCGGUGUGGUGUAGUUGAAGCACUGCAGUAAACAUCUAAAAUAUUGCGCACUGCAAGUGUCCGCGAGCGAUAUACAGUAGCAAACCGGAGGAAUAAAAGAACUCUGCGAUAGACCCGCAUUGCAUUCUCGCAUGAGAGGUGUGGGCUAAGUGGAGGGGAGCCCCUUGUCAUAUCGAUUUUGACCUUCAAUCCAUACCACCGUCACCACCCCACGGACGGCACGAUGUGGACGCCGUCGUACGAUAUCAUAGUGGAAACGUUGACCGGCUCCGAGUUCGAGGUGACGGUCAACGAUCGCGAUACGGUUGGGUAUCUCAAGUCAGAAAUACAAAAAUAUGAAGGAAUACCCAUCAGCCAGCAGCAUUUGCUGUACAAUCACAAGGAGCUAAGUGACGCGAUGGAGAUGAAGGACAUCCCGCUGGUGAAAGGAUCGCGCGUCAAGCUCGUCCUCGGCAUGAAGGGAGGACCGAUCUCCUCCAAGCGGCUGUUCACCAUCUCUUCCGACUACGACAACUGGCUGGACAUGAGCGAUGUACUGUCUGGGGAAGAUCUUAUGAAUCUACAGAGUCCAGGCUUAAAGCUGCUGCUGUACAAGGACAACAAGAAGAACGUCCAUCGAUUGAUGAAAGUUCGGGCCGAGAAGAGCUGCGACGGUAUGAAAGGGUCGAUGUCGCGCUCCAUCAUCGGAAGUGGUGCUUCCGGGCAGGGCACGUACGGACCCGGCGGCCCGAUGAGCCAGAAAGAACGUGAUGCUGCAGUAACCAAGCAGAAAAUGGAUCAAAUAAAGGCAAAGUUAAGCAUGAAAAAGAAAAGACUGGGCGGUGUACAGGCUGCCGACAAAGCGAUAGGAAACGAAGCACCGGAAGCGGGGUCGGAAAAAUCCGCACACCGAAGUGACGGUCGUCCCGCCGCUCCUGGUUCGGCAGACAUCACCGACAACACCGUGGGUAGCAACAAGACGAUUCGCAACGCUAGCCGCAUCCGGCACAAGAAACACCACCAUCACUAUCACCAUCAACCGCACCAUCACCCGCAUCAUGAGACUGUCAUCAAAGAGGAAAAGACACCCAUCGGCUAUCGACCGGGAGGAGGAGCCGGGGGUAGUGGCGGUGCAACGGCACUCGUAGCCAGCGGGCACAAUCCGUCCAUGGUGGGUACGAUCGGGUCGAUGCUACCGAGCGCGGGAACAGCGAGCGCUCCGCACCGCAAAUCCAUGCCCGCCGUGAUCGACCUCGGGCGGUCGGAGCAGGAGCAGACCGUGACACCGUUCGGCUACGGGUUAGUUAACCUGCUGCACGGUGGCACAGCUGCCACCGCAACGGCCGGCCGCUCGCCGACCUUGGAGCUGGAGAAGCGGUCCCAAAUCCGGGAGCAUCUGCAGCGGAACCGUUCCUUCAAAACGAUCAGUGCGAAGAAUCUGGACUUUGCUCGCGAGGGCUCGCCUCAGACCGGUGGUGGUGGCGGUGGUGGUGGCUUGAGCGAUCGACACACCGGUUCGGCCGGUCUGGAGCGAUCGCUUUCCUUCCACUCCAACGGCAUAUUGAGCCGAAUGGGAUCGGAAACGACGCUCGAUGCGGGAUACAGCAACAUUCGGCGCUGCACUGCUGGCGGCAGUCAGUUGCGCGGCAAUCACGCCGGCGGUCUGGGUACGCGGCUGGCCGGUGUUGGGGGCGGUGCCGCCUGUACCACCCAGUCCCUGCACAAGCUGGACGAAAGUCGCGUAUCGUCCGCUUCGCUGCACGAUCUGAUCGAGCUGCUGAAGUACACCCAGUCGAAGCAGCGCACCAUUUCGAACGAUUCGCUCAACAAGCUGAUGCUGAACUACUCCAAGAAGGUGCACCAUCUGUAUCACCAUCCACCGGCGGGGAAGAAAUCGCUGCCGGAGAUAAACCCGUCCCUUAACAACAUCGAGGAGUAUCUGCCGGACUACGAUUACGGGCUGAAAGCAUCGGCGGGAACCAAGGCAGCGGCAACAACAACCGGGGCGGCAGCAGCAGCAGGCGGCGGCGCCGUACCAAAGAUGGUGACGCGAAGCGAGGACGGGCUGGAUUGUAAGAUUGCUUCGGCGGAGUACGCCUUCAAGAAUGCAAGCACGAGCGGCAUGGACAAAUCCUUUCGCACGCUCUACAAGUCAACUUCCGAUGACAGUAGCGUGUACGAGCUGCCGAAGCUGCUGAUUCGCGAGGAUUCUCCGGUCGAGUCUUUUCUUGGUUCCUAUGCGCAACUGGAGACGGUUGCCGCCGCAGCGACGCGCCGUGGCGAAUCGCCCAAAAACAACUUCACGUCCACAACCAGCCUGCAGGAUGUGGAAGGUACCAAUGCGGUCGAUGCACCAGCUCAACCCAUGCUGCCGGACCACGGCAGUCUGCUGGAGCUGCGACCAUUACCGGCGAACCCCCCGGCUGCUGCUGCUAUCGUCGGAGAGGCAACGCUGGCGUCGGAAUCGUUAUUUCAGCUCGCGCAGAUAGCAGCCGAAAGCGUCAAAUCGAGCGCUGGCACUGCGGCCUCCUUAAGCUCGAGCUCGUUGUUCGGCAGCAAUAACAGCCUGACCGGUGCUGGGGCAGUCGGUGGCGACGGUACACAUUGUGCUGCAAACGGCGGUGGAAGCUCUUCUGCUGCCUGGUGCCAGCACUGGAAUCACCGGCAACAGCACCACCAACAGCAACAGCACCAGCACGAUGUUCCUUUCGCCACUGCAAGCCAGCAGCAGUUGAGCAAUCCGCGCCGUCAUCAUUCGGACUUGGGUAUCAACGAGCUGGAGCUGAAGUUUUUCCACACCGAUGUAGACGCGUCGGAUCGCAUUGCCGGGCGUGACGCAGCAGCUAACGGUGCCGGUGAUUACACCAACCUAAUCAAGCUGCCGGCAAUAUCGAACCUGGGCGCGAGCAACGGUUGGCUUCAGCUGUCCUCGUGGGAUACAGUGCGCUUCGGGCGGGAGGACGAGGAUGCGGACGAUGAGGAGGUGCUGGAUGAGGAGGAAGUUCCCGAUCACGAGGAGCGGGACGAUGACGAAGAGGAGGAGGACGAGGAGGAGGACGAAGAGGAGGAAGAGGACGAAACGGGACAGGAUCAAGACCGGGUGACGUCGUCUUCCUGCUCCUCGAUACGCAGGCCCCGCGAGUCGUCCAACUCGACCAGCUUCAUCCACAGCCACCUGUCGAUAUCCUCCGACGAGGACGAUCUGCUGAACGUGGCGGAGAUGCGAGGGGACGGUGCUGGGGCAGUCGGCAGUGCGUACAAGCCGGGCGGCAACAAGUCCAAAUCGAUCGAUCUGAACGAGUUCCGCAAAGCGUUCGGCAGCAGCCCCACGCUGCUGAACGGCUUCCGGGGCGGAACGAGCUGUACGCGGCUCGUGCCCCAGCUGUCCCGGCUCGAGACGAUCCCGUCGCAGUACCGGCGCGGCUACACGAACCUAAACGACGCGUGCCUGUCGAGCUCCACGUCCGAGCUGGAAUGUGUGAGCAGCGGGACGGCAAAGAAAAAGCACCAGGGGCUGCUGCCACCGACGUGCGACGACGCGAGCGGCCUGUCGUCCACGCUGCUAAAGUACCGCAAGGAUGGCAGCGUGCCCUACGUGCGGAGCAAUGAAAAUUUGAACCGCUACAAGGUGUCGCUGUGUACGGGCGCCGCCUCAGCCCGCCGGCGCAUGGGCGACAGUGACGAAACGCUGGCCGGCGGAAGCGACGCGCUGUACCUGCGCCAGCGUCAACAGUCGAUCGGUGGCGGCCGGCAUCUGCCCAGCAUUCGGGACCAUCUGGCCAGCAUCGCGGACUCGGAGGCGAACGAAACCGCCGACGGGUCGGGCUAUUCCAACGGUGACAGCACGCGCUCGAGCGGUGCUUCCGAGGAGAACGCAAAUCGAUCGUUCGUCGUUGGCGGUGGUGGAGGUGAUUUCGAGUGCCGGUUUUCUCGCCUCAGCUGUUGCUCCGCUCCGGGAGGCGACGGGCCAACGACGAAAGCGUACUCGCCUGGCGGCGGCGGCAAUAGUCGAGCGGCGCAACGGACCAACUAUCGCCACAAGGACCACUCAUCGGCGGCAGUGGGUAGCAAUCGGGGUGGUUUGAUGCGAACCGCUUCCUCAAUGGACGAUCGGUGCCGUUUCCUGUUCGGCGAGGACGCGACCUCGCUGCAGUACAAUGGUAACCCGUCGUCGACGCCGCUGCGACCUUCCGACUACUACUUCCCCUCGGACGAAAGCUUGUUCAAUAUGGAUUCGUUUUUUGACGAUUUCGUUGAGAUUGACACGAGCGACAUCUUCGAAAGUGCCGAGUUUAUCAACAUUAACUCGGGCUCGGGAGGUAGAAAGGGCGAUUCUGGCAGCAGCGGCAGUUCGGCGGGACUGCUGCUGCCCGAAAUACAUGCGGACCGGCAUCAGCGCGGCUCCCCACAGCAGCAGCAGCAACAGGCACCACAUCAUCCAAAACAUCAGCAUGCUUCGUUCACUGCGGACGAGAGCUUGGAGCUGCCGCUCCGAGUGCUUAGCAGUUCGAAACCCUACACCUCCUCCUCCGCCGAUGCCGGUGACGCACGGAAGCAGUACUACCGUGCCGUGAACGGUCCGGUAGGUUCGGCCAGUCGCGCAAACGCUGACGGAGAGAUACACUUUUCCGCCCGCCGAGCGUUCCUGCAAGCGGGCCAAAGCUUACAGCAGAAUGUGCAGCAGGAGGAGGAAGAGGAGGAGGACGAAGAGGACGGUAUUGCUUCCAUCAUCCAGCACAUCGAUCGGGACCAGUUGUGCGACCAGCGGGCCUCACUGCCCGGUGCAACAACGAACGCUUCGGCUAUCAUCGUGCACGACGAUAAGGAGCGACUGUUGCGCCUCACGGAUGAACCGACCGAUCGAAAGGCGUCCCUCAUCCUCAGCGGCCGCGACGCCAGUGGUCCAUUGGUAGCGGAUACGCAACACCACACCACGGAGCAGAUCAAGUCGAAGAAGCUACGGUGCGCCCAGUGCAACAAGAAGCUGGGCGUCAUCAUGAUCAUGAAGUGUCACUGUGAGAAAAUCUUCUGUGCCCAGCACCGGUACGCGGAGGCCCACAACUGUUCGUACGAUUUCAAGGUGGAGGGCCGCAAGAUACUGGAGAAGAACAAUCCGCUCGUGGUGGCGGACAAGCUGCCGAAGAUUUAAAUGUUGUGCGGAGCGCGCUUGUCUAGAACGUGCGGGUCUCUAGGAGGGGGGGGGGGGCUCUAAAAAUGUGAUUGUGAUUGGAUUUGGAGUGAUCCUAGUGAUGAGAGUAGAAAGGCUGCAAGAGUAAAGAUGAUAAUUUACUAUUGGAAAGAGAGCGGAACAAUGGAGCACAAUUUAUCGAGCUAUAAGGGAGACAAUAGAACCCUUUUUUACGCUCUCCCGUAGCGUGAUUUUAGUUGUGAACGGUUCUAAAAUAGCAUAUGCGUUUAGUUUGAAGUUUUAAUUUGAAGCAUUUCAAUUAGAGAUACCAUUCGCUAACCGAAUACGGAGAAAGUAAUGCCGCCUCAAGCGCCUUGUGUGGGGCAGUUGGGGUGGCCAUGCUGGUCCAGCCAACCAGACAGAUGUGGAACUGUUACCAGAUUUUGUUCGCCGUGAGCAAAACGUUUCCCUGUUUCUGCCGCUUCCCCAACUGCACCGUACGAAAUGGAUGGUAUGGUGCUGCAAAGCAAUAAGCUGCAUACUGCAAUCACUGCUGGUAUGCGCCUUGCAGCUGCACCGAAGGCUGUGCCUACACCCUGUGGUAGUGGUGGUGGUAGUACCCAGAGAAAAGUGGGGGGGGGGGGGGGGGGGAGGGUAAUCACACUUAUUUUUCGUCUCGUACUCACCACCCUUACUCACCCCGUAUUUAGUGGGUGGAAAGAGUAUCUUAAGGAUUACCAAAAUAGUAAUGCUCGCAGCUGCGCGGCUAUUAAAGCAGUUGAACAAUACACCAAUACCGAGGUAAUGAUAAUGGUAAUGAAAAAUGAUACAAAAAAAAGAAACAUAUGUAGGGCAGUUAGGUAACCAUUACUCAUAACUAAUAUAGAACCGAAAGACGCGAUCAGCGUGAUUCAACGGAACGUGGAAGAUUACAAUACGAUCCGCGCAAGGCGUGUGGGAUUGAACACGAGCAGCGCAAAGCAUGUAACAUAAUGGCUUUAGUUAACGUUUAGCGUACCAACACCAUAUAGCGUCGUACCAUGUACGAUCGAACUAACUUAUCCCAGCAUGUAUGCGUAGGGCAGAUAGGCAUUCUGGCAAUGGUUUUUUUUUUUGGUAAUACAGGUCAAGCAGAAAAUGUGUGCUUCUUUCAUUGUUUCCCUUUGCAGUACUUUAGUUUAAGGAGGAAUUAGUUGGCGGGAUAAAACCUGCUCUGUUUUGCGUUUUUUUCUUGCUUUCUUUUAAGUUAGUAAUAAUUCCAGCUCCAUGAUAGGGGUGAGCUGCUUUGCAUGAGAAGACUUGUUCAGCAAUCGGAACAUUUUCUACUUGCAUAUUCAUCAUUUGACGGUGCUUUAAAGCGCACAAUUAGCGGGAAAACGUGUUGCUAGAACAUCCUAAUCCAUCCUCUAGAUACACCAGAGUAGGAGUUAUUCAAAGUGUUAUACUACAGGAUUGCUAAGCUACGCAGAAUAACUUGUAACAAGCAAAGCAAGCGAUGCGGAAGAACGAAAUUGUAUGCUAAGUGAACACAAUUGUACCAGAAAGUAGUGUAAACCAACCCCCCCAGAGAGGGCGAGGAAACAUUUAAGAAAGAUAUACAUAUUUGUUAUACCCCAUAUAUGCAAACAAGCUUACAGAAGAACGAUCGUUUGUAAGCGCAAUUGUGAGCUUAAUUUCCACAAGAUUUAAUAACCACUGAUUAUAAAUGCGCCUUUUUUCGCCCGUAAUUAUUGUUCAAAGCUUCAGCGUCGUGUGUGAGCGGAGUAACGGGGGAACACACCUUCCUCCCCCGAGCUGUAUGUAAUAUGUUAGGGCGAGGCAAACGUGGGAGCAAACGUUACAUUAAAAGUUAAUGAUCGUAUAAAACAGUAAAACGAAAGAAAUAAACAAAUAAAAAAUCAAACAAAAUGAAAUAAAAAUGCGACAGCGUGCCUGUUCAUUGAAUGGGCGCGCUCGCUUCCAAAAAACGAUCGGGAAAACUAAAA